Molecule: messenger RNA, 891 nt
Organism: Talaromyces marneffei
Lineage: Eukaryota; Fungi; Ascomycota; Eurotiomycetes; Eurotiales; Trichocomaceae
Exons: 2
Coding region: 1-891 (296 amino acids)
Cellular component (GO): lipid droplet; ascospore wall; prospore membrane
Source: RefSeq, a predicted model, not a curated record
AUGGCAGACCGCGUCAAAACAGUCGCAAAAUCCGAGGUCCAGCAUCUCUCCUCCCUCACUCUCCGAGCCCUUAAGUCAGGCGCAUAUCUCUAUCCAUUCAAAGGAAUAAUAUACAUUCUCUCCCACCGCACUCUGUGGGCCCCUCUGCGGUCGCGCCUCAUGCCCACUCUAGCCCUAGGUGUGAGCAUAACAACAGCGUUGUUUUUGCUGACUUACAUCCCCCAAAUGACACUGUUGGCAUUGACAUCCGGACCAUUUGUGGCGCCCAUAUCAGCUGCAUUGCUCGUCAUCAACGAGGCGUCUGCAAUCACCGGGUUUCUGGCGUCUCGGAACAUGUUUUUCGGACUGGGACAAUCGUCCUCGUCGACGUCGUCGCUGACGCUAGAUGCGUUCGAUGCUACGCUGAUGCUCAAGGGCCAUGAGAAACUCGUUUCUGGUGGCCGUGAGAUCAAGCUGCCCUCGAGAGCGGGUAAUGUGCUCACCCGACUGGGCGGUUUGGUAGGAAUGAGUAAACGCAACUCCUUCAAUUCGAGUGGCUCAACGCUCGAUAGCCUCAUUCGCUCUUUACUCUAUUUGCCACUCAACUUCAUCCCCGUCGUUGGCACGUUCGCCUUCCUCGCACUAAAGGGGAAGAGAAUGGGCCGCAAUGCGCUGGAUAGAUAUUUUGAGUUGAAAGGUUAUUCCGCUAGCGAAAGGGAGGAGUGGUUGAAAGCCCAUGAAGGGGAUUAUAUUAGUUUUGGGGUUGCGUCUUCAGUCCUGGAAAUGGUGCCGUUUGCAUCUUUUAUUUUUACGUGCACGAAUUCUGUGGGCGCAGCGUUGUGGGCUUCGAAUGUUGAGUCGAGGGCGAGGAUGGAGUCGGGUUUGAGCGAGCACAGUAAGAAGGCUGCGUAG